CAACUCUAUUCGCCGGUGUUUUGGUGUACAGCCUCCUUUUCACCAGGAAUUCUGUAUGUAAUCUUGGAAAGCGGCAUCAUUUCUACUCGUGUCAUGAAGUUGUAAAAUUUAUAAAUACCCAGCUUUGUCCAGGAUGGAUAUAGUUGAAUACAUUCGAAAUCUAGCCCUUCACAUAUUAAAAGGAGAAUGAACUUCGCGAUUGUUUCAAUCUUUGUACUUUUCGUCUUUCAAUCGGCUUUUGCUGAUGACAAAACUACCCCUCCUGUGGAAGUUGUGGGUAACAAAUUUUACUUUUCAAACAAUGGUUCUCAAUUCUUAAUGAGAGGGAUCGCCUACCAGCAAAACACAGCCAAUUCAACUGAAAAUUUGCUGUUCAUUGAUCCUCUUGCUGACGAGAAGACUUGCGAAAGAGACGUCAAGUAUUUCAAAGAAUUGAACACAAAUACUUUGAGAGUUUAUGCUGUAAAUGGGUCAUUAGACCAUGAUGCAUGUAUGGAUAUUUUCUCAGAAGCCGGUAUUUAUAUUAUUGCUGAUUUAUCAGAACCAGAUCUUUCAAUUAAUAGAAACAAUCCAGAAUGGAAUCUUGAUUUGUACAAGAGAUACACAGAGGUUGUCGACAUGUUUGAAAAGUAUCCAAAUGUGUUGGGAUUUUUUGCUGGAAACGAAGUUACAAAUGAUAAAUCCAAUACUGAUGCAUCUGCGUUUGUUAAAGCUGCUGUUAGAGACACUAAGAAAUACAUCAAAGACAAACAAUACAGAAAUAUACCUGUCGGAUACUCAUCAAACGAUGACGAAGAUAUUAGAGUUGCAAUUGCUGAUUACUUUGCCUGUGGUGAUUUAGACGAGAGGGCUGACUUCUUUGGGAUAAACAUGUACGAAUGGUGUGGAGAGUCUACUUUUAAGACUUCGGGUUACCUGGAUAGAACUGACGAGUAUAAGAAUUUGACUAUUCCUGUGUUUUUCUCAGAAUACGGUUGUAAUGAAAAGAGACCAAGAAAAUUCACAGAAGUUGGUGCCAUCUUCAGUGAUGACAUGACUGAUGUAUGGUCUGGUGGAAUUGUCUACAUGUACUUUGAAGAGCAAAAUAAAUAUGGUCUUGUUUCAAUUAAAGGGGAUGAGGUACAAACCCUUGAUGACUACAAAUACUACAAAAGUGAGAUUAACAACAUCAGCCCCAACUAUGCUAAAUCAUCUACUGCCUCAGUGGAAGCCACCCAAACAUUUGCAUGCCCGGCUUCUGCCUCAACUUGGAGAGCAGCAGUCAAAUUGCCCCCAACUCCCGACGAAGACUUCUGCGAAUGUAUGGCUCUGACUUAUGAAUGUGUUAUUAGAGAUAAUGUUCCGCAGAAGAAUUUCAAGAAUUUGUACUCCGAAAUUUGCGGCCAAAUUGACUGUUCUCCAAUUUCUGUAAAUGGUAGUAAAGGUGAGUACGGAAGCGUGUCUUUUUGCUCGGACAAGGAUAAGUUGUCUCACGUUUUAAAUGAGUAUUACCUCAGUUCAGACAGACACCUGUCGGCUUGUGACUUUAAUGGUUCUGCUACCCUUGCCAAGAGUGUUGAAACAGGCAAGACAUGUAGCGCCAAGGAUGGAUCUGUUAACUCUGCGGGCAGUUCCAAUUCCAAGAGUUCGGAUACUAGCCAAUCUACUUCGACAUCUACGAAAAGUUCAGGAGCCAUUCAAAGUUUCCAGAUUGCUUCCAAGUAUGAUUUGUUGGCAAUAUCUAUAUUUAUGGGAUGCCUCUUCAGUGGCGCAACAAUAUUAUUCAUUUAAGUGCUGUUGUAUUUGGUCUAUUCCGCUUGAUCAUUUGAUAUACAAUAUGACUAUACUGAAGAAUUCUUGACUAAAGAUAAAUAAACUUCUAAUAUAGGUUCAAAUAUCACUCUAUAUGUACUACAUGAUUAAUUUAAUUAGCAAUCAUGAAGAUUUCGUUAAGCGCUUUAGCAUCCAUGACCGACGCACGCUUUUGCUUGAUCCACUUAGAUCUAGCAGCAAGUCUAGUGGAGAUAGGUUGUUCUUCUGAGACGCUAGGUGCAAGUUCCGAAGAAUUUUUUACUUUAUUUUGCAUCGACUCCUUCUUCUCUUUCUUCUCCUUCUUCUCUUUCUUCUCUUUCUUUACUCUUCUUUCCUUGUUGUCUUUCGUGACAUUCUUUUCUUUCUUUUCUUUCUUUUCUUUUCUGUUCUUUCUUUCUUUCUUCACUUCCUUUUCUUUCUUCUUUUUUCUUUUCAUUGUCACAUUAUCAUCGCCAAAGGAUUUUCUCUUCUUGGGUAUACUAACUUCUAUAAGGGUAGCUGAAGUAGACAUAACUUUCUGCGUCUUUGUGUCCCACGUACUUCUUAGAACUUCCCCUUUUACAAAAUGCAUUCCCCAUUUUCCGUUUAUGAUCUUAUCUUUUCUUUGUCUUUCAAGUUCACUGUUGAUCUUUUCUUCUUUACCAUUGAGUCGACCCAAAAUUCGUUGAAAAACGUCAAGCCCUGCACUGUCAUUGUCUAUUUCAUCUUUACCAUUUUUCUUAGCUAACCUUGCUCCUAAACCAAGAUUAUCGCCCUUUAUAGUAACCUUCACGUGUGAAGUCAUCGCAUGGUCUACAAGUCCCAAACCCUUCCCAGGCUGCCAUCCCAUCUUCUCUAGGUAUUGAUGUCCAAAUCGAUUCGUAUCAUUUGACCAAUUUGUAUUAC
Scheffersomyces stipitis CBS 6054 is the source of this 2676-nucleotide messenger RNA. RefSeq names its product Phr1p (gene PHR1). The record is from RefSeq and is a predicted model, not a curated record. The transcript has a single exon. Gene Ontology annotation, biological process: fungal-type cell wall (1->3)-beta-D-glucan biosynthetic process. Gene Ontology annotation, molecular function: 1,3-beta-glucanosyltransferase activity. Lineage: Eukaryota; Fungi; Ascomycota; Pichiomycetes; Serinales; Debaryomycetaceae. Bases 187 to 1770 code for a protein of 527 amino acids. Gene Ontology annotation, cellular component: fungal-type cell wall; cytoplasm.